AUGAAGUGGUUGAUUUUGAGCAGUUUUCUAGUAUGUUGGGCGAGGUUCGGAGUUAGAUGCGAAGAGACAGCGCUGUCGGAAGCACAAGUCAAACGACCUAUAGAGGUAAAAUGCUUAGCCGGCACAGAAUGGGAAAGCAAUUGCCACCAAUGUCGGUGCCUUCCUUUUGGAAUUGCACUGUGUCACAAGCUGGAACCCUGUGAUACAAGUCCCUCCGCGGAACCAAUAACGUGCAAGCCCAACACAGUGUUCCACCGGGAUUGCAAUAGUUGCUUGUGUCUCGCCAAUGGAGACGUUAAAUGUUCCACUAACACAUGUCAGCGGUCUGACAUUCCAAAGAAAUCCGAUUUGCUACCGGGUAAGGAGUGUUCCCCCGGGUCGAAAUGGACCAGUCAAUGCAACGAGUGCACCUGUAGCUCCGAAGGUUAUCCCACGUGCACCGAAAUGAAAUGUUCCGGUCAGGAAACUGAGACAGUGUUCAGCUGCGCUCCGGAAUCAGUGUGGAAGAACGACUGCAAUACGUGUUGGUGUACCGACGGUCGUGCUGUGUGUACAAAAAUUGGAUGCAGUGUUAUACCUGCUCUAGAUUUCAAUGUUGACUCAAAGGACUACGAGGAAAUUGUCGAACCAGCACCGAAUACGUCGCUUACACGGAAGACACGAGCGUCGCCGCAGGAGCCGCCUAAAGCCUGCCAGCCGGGUCAGGAGUUCCGCAUGGACUGCAAUAAAUGCCUCUGCGAUAACGAGGGUCAGGACUUCUCCUGCACGCGAAUCGAUUGCAACGCGCUCAACAAUAACAACAAUGGUGGAGCCAGGAGGAAAAGAGACACCACCGUGGAGGUGGCCGCUAACUGCACAGCGGGCAGCGUGUUCCAAAAGGAGUGCAACGUGUGUCGAUGCGGCGCGGACGGUCUGCGUGCCACCUGCACCGCGCACGACUGCGACCAAGUCAAAGUGGAGCAGGGCGUCGAUGCGUCCGAUGCAGACCCUAAUUUCCGUUGUAACCCCGGGGAACAGUUCAAACGCGAGUGCAACGACUGUACUUGCUCCGCCGACGGCAAGAGCGUGUUCUGUACACUACGCCUCUGUUCUAUAUACCAGCCCUGA
This is a messenger RNA of Parnassius mnemosyne (clouded apollo), 1107 nucleotides long. Lineage: Eukaryota; Metazoa; Arthropoda; Insecta; Lepidoptera; Papilionidae. The record is from the annotation of a GenBank genome assembly.